This is a messenger RNA of Histoplasma capsulatum G186AR, 651 nucleotides long. Its product is annotated as proteasome component. The record is from RefSeq and is a predicted model, not a curated record. The transcript has 2 exons. Gene Ontology annotation, cellular component: proteasome core complex. NCBI's taxonomy places the organism in Eukaryota, Fungi, Ascomycota, Eurotiomycetes, Onygenales, Ajellomycetaceae. The coding region runs from base 1 to 651 and encodes 216 amino acids.
AUGGCAAUCAAUUUCAAAGAUGGUGUUAUUCUUGGAGCCGAUAGUCGGACGACCACAGGAGCUUAUAUCGCAAAUCGAGUCACGGAUAAGUUAACACAGGUGCACGAUACCAUUUGGUGCUGUCGGUCAGGAUCUGCCGCGGAUACACAGGCUGUUGCCGACAUUGUCAGUUACCAUCUGGGAAUGUACGGUGUAGUCAACCAAGAGCGCCCAACAACCCAAACUGCCGCUGCGUUGUUCCAGGAACUUUGUUAUGACAACAAGGACAUUCUCAGGCAAGGAAUACCUUCCCGUCCACGCCUUCUUCACCAGCUUUUAUCUUAUAUUAUCGCAGGAAUCAUCAUCGCGGGUUACGACGCACGACAUGGAGGACAGGUAUACUCGAUACCAUUGGGCGGUUCCCUGCACAAGCAAUCAUACGCCAUUGGUGGUUCCGGAUCAACGUAUAUCUACGGCUACUGCGAUGCGAACUGGCGGGAGGGAAUGACGGAAGAGGAAGGGAUCGAGUUUGUGAAGAACUCACUACAAGAGGCGAUAAAAUGGGAUGGUAGCUCUGGAGGUGUGAUCCGUAUGGUUGUGUUGACGGAGAAGGGGGCAGUACGACAUCUGUAUCUUCCAGACAACGGAUAUACCGGUCCGGGUUCGCAAUGA